CUUCGAACUUUUGGCGUCUGCGUAAUAGAUUCAUGACUACUCAGCAACACAGUAGCGAAUUCAAGGGUAUUGCCGAGCGUUUCCAUGCCUGUUGCCUUCGAAUAAUUGGUGACGAAGGACUAAUAAAACGAGCGCGAUUAGAUUAUUUGCAUGAAUUACGGAAACAUUUAUUUCUACGUGUCGCUGAUAGCGAAAACCCAACAUUGGCGGAUUGUGCAAGGCAGCAGGUUCACAGAAUUCAUGAAGAACUACGAAUGAAUAUUUGCAGAACACCAUUUAUGAUUUUUGAUGCGCGGGCUUGGUUGACAUUUUCCGCAGAAACUGCAAGCUAUCAGAGAUGUCUUUGCCUACUUGCCGUUCAAACCAACAAUUUCAAAUUUUUAUAAACCAUUUAUUAUAAUUAAUUUCAAAAUAUUUUUUUUUUUUAUUUUACAGUUUGAAACAAUGGAGUCCUAAACGAGGGUUGCUCGAAACACACGCCAACACUCCUAUGAUGAAGGCAAGCGAGAUGUACAUUCUUAUUAGACAGCAGUUGAAACUGAGGUAAGCUGUGAGGAUCACCUGGUGCAGAGCAGUCAGUAAUUAUGCCAGAGAAGGACACGAGCGGGAGGUAACAAUACGUCGUGUCAAGUCAAGGCAGAAUAAUUCAGUGCAACGGGUUUUGAGGAGCUUGACAAGGACUGCGAUACUGUCAACUGCACUUGAAGGAGUGGAAGUGGAAGAUGGACAGAAAGCUAUUGCAGGGCUUCCUCAGGCGCAAACUCACUUUAAGCCUGAUUUUUUGAUUCUAUAUUUAGUUUACUGCAGCACGUAGGUGUCGAAUAAGAUUGUUUUUCUUCCGCACUGUAUUCUUGCAUUUAUUAGUAUUUAAGUAUA
Molecule: messenger RNA, 876 nt
Organism: Ceratitis capitata (Mediterranean fruit fly)
Lineage: Eukaryota; Metazoa; Arthropoda; Insecta; Diptera; Tephritidae
Exons: 2
Coding region: 33-386 (117 amino acids)
Source: RefSeq, a predicted model, not a curated record